CCACUUCACAGACAAACAAAGUGAAGGUAUAUAAAGUCUGUGUUUCCAUCUCUGAGACAUCCUGUGACCAGAAACUGCUGCUGGAACAGACUCUUCAACUAACCAUCAGAACAAGAUGGCUGCCGGUCUUCUCUUCUCUCUGCUUCUUGGUCUGAGCUUUGGACUCUGGGAUGGAGCUGAUGCCGGAUGUCAACUGAAAGAUCCCACAGCAUUUGACUGCCCUGCAGGUUGGAGUUGGUUCGACCGUCGCUGUUUUGUGGUUGUAACUUUUCAAAAAUCCUGGGCUGCAGCAGAGAAACAUUGCCAGCAUUUGGAUUCACAUCUGGCCUCAUUCCACAAUAUAGACGAGUACAACUUCAUCAGACAGCUUAUCUUCAAAACAACUCAAGCACACACAAGAACCUGGCUUGGCGGUUAUGAUUCACCAGGGGAAGGCAUCUGGUUUUGGAGUGAUGGCUCCAGGCUUACUUUUACCAACUGGGCAGCCGGUGAGCCAAACAAUGGUGGUGACAAAGAACACUGCAUGGACAUGAAUGUACAAGGACGAGACUUUGUGAACGAUGAUGUCUGUUCCAAGCAGCUUCCCUUCGUAUGUGUUCUGCAGCUCUAACCUUUCUCUUCUGAUGCCUAAUAAUCUGAACCGUAUGGCUUUCCUGCUGGUGAUGUCACUUCCACCUGGAUGUCAAGCCUCGAUGAUCACUGCUGGAAGAACCUGAUUUCACUUGAUUUAUCACUUAAAUAAAUUUUUUUCUUUCUCUGAAAUCUGAUUGAUUUAAUUAUAAGAUUUAAAAGGUGUCAGGAUUCUAAUUAAGCAUCAGCUAUAAACUAAUUGGUAAUAUUUCCAAAUCUCUGUUACAAAUUUGUACUGAAAAUCAUCAGAAUAUCAGUGCAUUAGUAAAGUAAUAAAAAUCUAUAAAAUAUGAAGUUUUCACAAACACUGAAUCACAUGUUUUGAACAAAUUCACUAGUGUCACAAAUAUUUUACACCUUAUGAAACCUUGUAAAAAUGUUUGUCAUCAUGCUGUAUGCUGAUGACCUGGCUCUUCUCUCACCCAGCAGUGCUGGUUUUCAGCAGUUACUGAAUAUCUGCUCUGAUUAUGAGUUGAGAUUUGAUGUGCAGUAUAAUGCCAAGAAAACUGUUGUAGUAGUUUGUAGGACUAAAGCUGACAACUUUGUUAAACUAAACAUCUGGGUCACUACAUCACAGUCCAGCUCUCUGAUGAUGAUGAUCGUCAGUGUCACGCCCAGGCAAACCUUCUGGAGAGGAAACUCCAGAUGUGCUCUGAUGAGGUGAAAAUACAUGUGUUUAAAGCUUACUGUACAUCCUUGUAUGCAGCUCCUUUGUGGUGUAAAUUUAAAAAAGCUAGUAUGCAGAAGCUUAAGGUUGCUUAUAAUAACAGAGAAUUCUGAGAUCAGAAUUCUCUGAUCUGCCUGCCGCAGUUUCUAACAGAAAAACAUCGCCACUCAUUUUGACUGUGAUACAUUAACACAUGUUGCAAGUACAUAAAUGGAACAAUGCAAAUAAAACAUUUUUCUCUUUAA
Poeciliopsis prolifica (blackstripe livebearer) is the source of this 1542-nucleotide messenger RNA. RefSeq names its product ladderlectin-like. The transcript has 7 exons. Lineage: Eukaryota; Metazoa; Chordata; Actinopteri; Cyprinodontiformes; Poeciliidae. Bases 116 to 610 code for a protein of 164 amino acids. The record is from RefSeq and is a predicted model, not a curated record. Gene Ontology annotation, molecular function: signaling receptor activity.